This is a messenger RNA of Candida tropicalis MYA-3404, 522 nucleotides long. RefSeq names its product peroxiredoxin family protein. Gene Ontology annotation, biological process: cellular response to oxidative stress; cell redox homeostasis; hydrogen peroxide catabolic process. The record is from RefSeq and is a predicted model, not a curated record. NCBI's taxonomy places the organism in Eukaryota, Fungi, Ascomycota, Pichiomycetes, Serinales, Debaryomycetaceae. The transcript has a single exon. Gene Ontology annotation, molecular function: thioredoxin peroxidase activity. Gene Ontology annotation, cellular component: peroxisome; cytoplasm; mitochondrion. Bases 1 to 522 code for a protein of 173 amino acids.
AUGGCUCAAUUCCCAACUAACGUUACUCCAAAAUACAUUCCAUUCACCAAGGAAAAGAGUGAAAUCGGUGCUUGUGGUGCUCCAGCUGAUUUGGACUUGAAAGAAUUAUUUGACAAAAACACUGUUGUUAUCACCGGUGUCCCAGGUGCUUUCACUCCAACUUGUUCUGAACAACAUAUUCCAGAUUACUUGAAACAUUUGGAAGAUUUCAAAGCUAAAGGUGUUAAGAAAGUCAUUGUUUUAUCUGCUAAUGAUCCAUUUGUUAUGGCUGCUUGGGGUAAAGCUUUAGGUUACACCAACGAAGAAAACUAUGUUGUUUUCGCUACUGAUCCAAAUGGUGCUAUUUCUAAACAAUUGGGUGAAGAUUACGUUGUUGACUUGUCUGCUGUUGGUUUCGGUUUAAGAUUGCAAAGAUACGCUUGUGUUGUUAAAAACGGUGAAAUCACCUACUUGAAGGGUGAAGAAGAAUUAGGUUUCACUGAAAUUUCAAGUGCUGAAACUAUUUUGAAAAACAUUGCCUAA